Micromonas pusilla CCMP1545 is the source of this 1405-nucleotide messenger RNA. RefSeq lists its product as uncharacterized. NCBI's taxonomy places the organism in Eukaryota, Viridiplantae, Chlorophyta, Mamiellophyceae, Mamiellales, Mamiellaceae. Bases 1 to 918 code for a protein of 305 amino acids. The record is from RefSeq and is a predicted model, not a curated record. Gene Ontology annotation, molecular function: protein binding. Gene Ontology annotation, cellular component: cytoplasm; nucleus. The transcript has 2 exons.
AUGGCCGCGCGAGCGCGGUGGUGCGUCGCCCCGCCUCGGGCGGUUCCCCGACGACGCGCGGGCGGGGACGCACCCGGACGCGCGCGUCGUCGGCGCGGUCGCGGCGCGAGCGCGCCGAGAGCGGCGGACGGUCCGCCGCCCGCCGAGGCGGCGUCGGAGUCCAUCGCGGUCUCUACAGGUAGGUCCGCCUCGGACGACGCCAAGACGGAGCUCUGGGAACGAUGGUGGUUCGAAGCCCGCAACGCGGACGCGCUCGCGGUCCUCGCGAAGAUGCCCGGCGCGGACGUGAACCGCAAGACCCGGCCGCGGAUCGACCCCAAAGGGAAGGUCGCGUUCGACCCGGGCGGCCUCACCGCCUGCGCGCUCGCCGCGCAGCGAGACGACGCGGCGUCGAUCCGCGUCCUCGCGUCUCUGGGCGCGGAUCUGAACGCGCGCGAUGCGAACGGCGCGUGCGCGCUGCAUCACGCCGCGUUCGCGGACGCCGCGGACGCCGCGGACGCGCUCGUCGACCUCGGCGCGGACGCGAACGCGCAGGACGCGCGCGACGGCAGCACCGCGGUCAUCCUCGCCGCCUACGGCGCGCGAAGAGAGACGCUCCGAAGGCUCGUCGCGAGACACCCCGUCGUCGAUCUCUCUCUCCGCGACGUCGGGAACGCGACCGUCGCGGGGCACUGCGCGCAGCGGAGGCUCGCGGACGAGCUGCUGACGAUCUUGAAGCUGUGCGGCCCGGGCGGCGCGGGGAGGUUGUUGCGAGGGGAGAAGGUGUAUCUCGGGAAGCGGCGCGAGCUGACGGGGCAGCUCGAGACGCUCCCCGCGCGUCCGCACCUCGCCGAGUUGUGCGAAGCGUGGGGCGCGCGCGUCGCUGAGGGGGACGAUAAGAAGGCGCUCAUCGCGAAGCUGUUGCAGCGCACGCCGUGAGUAUUCGUCGUUCGUGGGGUUAACCCUUAGUCGUAGAACUGCUACAGUAGCUAUCGUAGGGUACAACUACGGUACUCGUUCAUCGCGCGGCGUUUCUCUUGGCGGCGAGCGCCUCGACUUUCUUACGCAUCCGCCACAUCCACUCGUCCUCCUCGUCCCUCCGUUCCCCGCCCGGGCCGGACAUCCCCGGGAUGGACCUCGAGACGAAGCGGAGACUGGCGCCCAUACGAUCCCGAUCGCGAGAUGCUGCACGAUGGCCGUCGCCCUCGCCGCCGCCGGACGUCCCCGGCCGCGACUGACUGGAGAAUUUGCGCAUCGACGCCGACGCGCGCGACCGGCGCGCGUCUUCCAAAUCUUCCAUCAACCGCGUCGACGCCUUCGUUCGUCCGCCGGCGCCGCUCGCGCGCAGAGAACUGAAGCCGUACCGCCCACCCGUCUCCUCGCGCAUCAGCCGCUCGUACGACGCGCGGUCGUUAUCGUAGCCGCG